Messenger RNA from Magallana angulata, 2101 nucleotides. RefSeq lists its product as uncharacterized. Bases 554 to 1030 code for a protein of 158 amino acids. Lineage: Eukaryota; Metazoa; Mollusca; Bivalvia; Ostreida; Ostreidae. The transcript is spliced from 5 exons. The record is from RefSeq and is a predicted model, not a curated record.
UAUUUCUUUUAUUCAAUUAUUGAAGUUAUUGGCAUACAAAUUAAAGGCAUUGAAAUUUUAUCUUUGUUGCUGAAAAAAGGUUUUAUCAGUAUUAUUCAUAAGAUCAUAAUUGUUACUUAAUCGGACUUGGCCAUCUAAAACCGAUGCAUUAACACAACUACCUACGUGGUAUCGCAUACGAUAAAUCUCAAUAUGUAUGUUCAUUUAUAAAAAUGAAUACAUUAAGUAUAGGAAAAGGGAGAGUAUGAAGUUCCUCUGACAUCGCCCGUCCAUUAUUGAACAUCAUUGAUUGUUCGUUAAACAGUCUGACUAUGGCGUCUUACACACAUUAAUAUUCAAACGUCCACAGAGACAGGAUUUUUGGCUCUGAAAAACCUCAAAGGAGUGGUUGUAAGCGUGACGUAAUGUCUUCCCACGACCCAUUUGACUUUAUGAAGACAUCGAUACGGAAUUGAUAAAUAACAAUGCAUCUGAAAUUCGUGUUGUGACAUUGGGAAUGUUUCGAAGGGUUGACAUUUAGUGAAAGGACCUUUUCUUGAACGAAGCUCUCGCAAUGAACGCUAAUAUGAUGAGUUUCCCACAGUUGAUUCUCGCCUUAUCUCUUCUGACGGUGCUACUACAAAAAACUAGUGCAAUAUUUACAGAUGACAUUCUGGUGCCAAAAUCCUUUUCCCCAGCGGGUCUUUUAGAAGAGAGUUUACCGACAAAUAAGAGGUAUGCUAUGCUGUCCUACAAUUUUGGAUCAAGCAGAAGGUACUCGCCGACCUAUUUACAAAGCCGAAGAAAUGCCUAUGUCCCAAAGCGAUACAGGUACAACUACUUUCGGCGUCCGUGGGAAAAUCUUCCUGACUUUCACUGUUACCGGAAGCGAUGUGACUCGUCAUCAGAUUGUUGUCAACGUCAUAAUAUUUGUGAUCCAUAUGUGAAAGUGUGUCAUGACUGCUGGCAUGGAUAUAAAUGCCAAACUUCGAACGAUUGCUGCAGUCGGUACCCGUAUUGCCAUCCCCACAAAAAGGAGUGUUACAAUUGAUUGAUAGUUCGCCAUCAGUCUGUUCAAGGCUAUACUCCAUCGACAAUUACCCCAAAUUAUGAUCAAUUUAUUUUUUGUCCAGCAAGAAUUAUAAUAAUAAAGGUUUCAUAAAAAAAUAACAGCGGUAUUGAGAUGUCAUAAAAGAACUAAUGGAUUUCUGGUUCCAACUAGUGUCAUUGAGACAUAUCAAGUAUUGCAUCCCAUCAAUAUUAUACUGUCCUGGUUACCUUUGGAUCGAUCAUUAUAAAUCGACAGUUGACAAAAGCAUGUCGAUCGUUUAAUGCAUCAAUUGUCUCAAAAUGAGAACAAAAUUACUUCACUAUUUGAAUCGCAUUGAAUAAAGGUUUAGAGGAAAUAGUUUCCAAUUUUUUUGAAAUUGCAUUUAAUUGAAGAAUAAAGCUUUUCUAAAUGUAUUCUAUUACUUAAUGAUGGAUACGAAGGAUAAAGGAGAACUGAAGUACAUAAGAUUUGUAUAAUAUCUACUUAUUGAUCGAUAAAUAGUACACACAUUAUUGAUAUAUUUUGCUGUUUGAACAUAUAUAAUUGUAUUAACAUAUAACGAUGGUUCAAACACAGGUUCUGACAAUUAUUGGGUUCUUACCAUACUAUUUUAUAUCUUGCUUUAGUAUUUUAAAAUGUUUAUCAAAACACUGGCGUAUUUGCAAUAAACCUUUGUAUCCUCAUAAUAAGAUAAGCUCUUUAACAGAUCAGAAUAUUGCCCGAUCAUAUGCACGCCCUUUAAGUUAAAGAUUUUGUAGCGAGAGUUAAUUGAAAAAUUAAAAUGUAUUUACAAAAUUAAAAGCCAACCAAUAUCAAAAACAACAUAUUUAUAUAUUUUAGAAUCUAAUUAUAUGAAAUAUGAAAUCAAUAUGUGGCAUAUUUUAGAUCUUAUAUACAUACAAAAUUUUAUUGUAUUAAAAGGAGAACAAAGCUACAUGCAUAUAUGACACUUUCUUGUGUUUUAGAAAAAAUGGUAGGUUUUUUCCGAUUCCAUCAGUCUGAGAUUGAUGACUUAUUUUCAGUUUAAAGAAUCAGUUCCCUUGUAUCGUCAAAUGUGUAAUAGAAUACUAU